AUUCAUUCAUUCACUUCUGAUUGCUCUCGCAGAAAGUACUCUUCAAUUUGUGAGAUUUUGUGAAAAAUAAGCAAACAAGAAAUUCGUAUAUCCUGCGUUUAAGCUGAGAAGUUUAUUGAACCUAUAAGAAUCAAUCACUCAAUUUUGCAGAUUUUCUGUAAACACAAAGUAUAAAAUGUCAUUCAAGUGGAAGCAAUGUAAUGUCUCAGAUCCACCUAGAAAAGCAGUUCAAGGUGGAACGGAUGUUGGGGGAGAACCAAUGUUCGUCGGCCGUGCUAUGUAUAAUGGAGUUAUGUUACCUGCUAAAAUCAUUCCAGCUAAUGGAAGUGCUUAUGUCUGUUAUGAUGGUGCCGAAGUUCCUGUCUUUGAUGUUGAAGUUCUUACUGGAAAGGCAAAGCGCUUUAAUUGGGUACCUGCUGCAGGCGGAACGGUUCCUGAUGGAGCAAUCCCUGCAGGUCAGUAUGGAGAUGAACAAUUAUUUAUUGGCCGAGCAUUCCACGAAGGUUCAUUAACUGUCGGAAAAGUUCAUCCAUCUCAUGGUGUUUUGUAUAUUCCAUUUGGUGGUGCUGAGGUUUCAUGUCCACAUUAUGAAGUUCUUGUUAGUAGCGGAAAAAGAUCAUUUGGUGGAAACAACAGUUCUAGCGAUAGUGAUUAAAUAUUUUUACGACUGCAACAAAAUUUCAAGAAAACGAAUAUUUUUUUUUAUAAAGCUACGAAAUAAAAAUUUCUUAUACUCAGCUCGUUAA
Messenger RNA from Chironomus riparius, 746 nucleotides. NCBI's taxonomy places the organism in Eukaryota, Metazoa, Arthropoda, Insecta, Diptera, Chironomidae. The record is from the annotation of a GenBank genome assembly.